AUGUCUCUGAUCUCAGCAUUCCGACCACGGUCCGCGCGGAACUCCCCUUUAAGGCGGAGGAAGAACAAGAAGCGAGAGGACCCAGAAACAGAUGCACCGGAGGAUGAUGCUCACUCUAUCAUUACUCCCUCCAAGCAUACCCCGAAACCAUUCCGAGUGCUGCGGGGUACGGUGACUGCUGGCGGUCCUCUAAGGCCUUUCAGGCUGGUGAAGCAGGAUAUCAUGAAUCUUCGCCGUCGAUAUAGAUCUGACUGGACUAUAUUCAAUCAAUUGAUUUUUGCCAGCGCCGUGUACGUGUUCUUCACGAACCUUUUACCCGGCAUCACGUUCGCGAGCGAUUUGUAUGUCUUGACCGGGAAGAGCUGGGGAACCAUCGAAGUCGUAUUCAGCACGGGACUUUGUGGUGUCAUAUUUUCUCUAUUCUCUAUCCAGCCCUUGACUAUCCUUGGUGUCACCGGACCCUUCUCCGUGCUAGCUGAGAACAUAUACAAGCUUUGCGAUGAAGCGUUCAAGAUACCCUUCUUGCCUUUCAUGGCCUGGUCUCUGAUCCAUUCUGCCUGGUUGCAUUACAUACUAGCAAUCAUCAAUGCUCACGACUGGACAAUGCAAUACGUGACCACCUUCGCCACGGAAAUCUUCUCCUUACUGAAUAGCAUCAUCUACUUCCACAAAGCAAUCCAGGAACUCGAAAGAGCACACUCAGACCUCUCAUUUGCAGCCUUCCUGUACGCCAUCAUCGGCGCAGUGGGAACAAUGCUCUUCGCUAUAUUCCUCUCCACGGCAGAAAGCUGGCAGCCAUUGUUCCAUCGCUACGCUCGACUCCUCCUAACAGAAUACGCGGCCGCUAUAUCCAUCAUCCUUUUCAUUGGUCUACCAUACGUGGGCGAACUGGCACAUCUCGACAAGAUGACUCUCCCAGUCAGUGAGACCUUCAGACCCACGUCUCCAGACCGAGAUAGAUUCUUCGUGGAGUUCUGGAAACUGCCGGUACCAUGGAUCUUCGGGGCUAUAAUUCCGGGAAUUAUCAUCACCAUUUUAUUCUUUUUCGACCACGAGGUUAGCUCUAUUAUCUGCACGAUUGACCGAUACGGGACCCGGAAACCUGGCGGGUUCGCGUGGGAUAUUAUAUUGCUGGGCACUACGACUGCUAUCUGUGGGAUUCUGGGUAUACCACCUUCCAAUGGGCUAUUACCGCAGGCGCCUCUACAUUCGGAGUCCCUGAUGCAUGCAGAGCAAGAAACAUCGACAAUUAUUGUAGACGGCGAGGAAAAGAUGCAGACUCGAGAGGUCAAGCGCGUGCAUGAGCAGCGGUGGUCGGCGUUUCUGCACGCAGGGGCGAUUUUCGCAUUUGUUAGCCCGCCGUUUAUGAAGGUGCUUGGCUUGACGCCGACAAGUGUACUCGCAGGGUUGUUUAUGUUCAUGGGGGAGCAGAGCUUAUCGGUCAACCCGAUCCUAUAUCGCGCAUUCUACCUUCUCACACCACCAUCCGAACUCCCACCACUGCCUGCAGCUCUAUCGAAACCAGAAAAUAGCGACACGGACCUUGACAAUGUAUCCUUGCAAAAGCCCUCCUACAUCUCCAUCCAUAUCUAUACGAUCCUUCAGAUCGCCAUCACCGUCGCUAUUUUCAUCGUGACAUUGACACAGGCAGCGCCGGCAUUUCCGGUUCUGAUCAUCCUCCUGGUGCCGUUCCGGUUACUUGUUAUGAAGCGCUGGUGGCCACGGGAAGUUCUCAGGUUUGUUGAUGCGUGGGCUUGUAGGGAAGGGACACCGGAGGAUGACGAAGAUGAGCGCGAGACGAAUAAGCCACAGGAGGGAGAUGUGAGGCCUGGCGAUGGACAGCGUGGAGAUGAUGCUUUCUUCCCCACUACUUCUGCGGAUAAUCGAAAUGAUAUGUUCACUGUUGGAGCGUCGCCUAAAUCUGACAGAUUAUCUCAUGAUAUACGGGCAGCGGGAAGCGAUGAUACUGGCAAUGAUUGGAUUGAGCUUGAUGCUUAUCCGCAGGCGGACGAGGAGAUUGGGAGAAAGGGCAGGUAG
Messenger RNA from Aspergillus chevalieri, 2037 nucleotides. RefSeq lists its product as uncharacterized. Bases 1 to 2037 code for a protein of 678 amino acids. The transcript has 4 exons. Gene Ontology annotation, cellular component: fungal-type vacuole; plasma membrane. Lineage: Eukaryota; Fungi; Ascomycota; Eurotiomycetes; Eurotiales; Aspergillaceae. Gene Ontology annotation, molecular function: borate efflux transmembrane transporter activity; solute:inorganic anion antiporter activity. The record is from RefSeq and is a predicted model, not a curated record. Gene Ontology annotation, biological process: monoatomic anion transport; borate transport; transmembrane transport.